Molecule: messenger RNA, 1826 nt
Organism: Schistocerca americana (American grasshopper)
Lineage: Eukaryota; Metazoa; Arthropoda; Insecta; Orthoptera; Acrididae
Product: vacuolar protein sorting-associated protein 13-like
Exons: 13
Coding region: 87-1826 (579 amino acids)
Biological process (GO): protein targeting to vacuole; protein retention in Golgi apparatus
Cellular component (GO): extrinsic component of membrane
Source: RefSeq, a predicted model, not a curated record
AACCUGGAGAGUGCUCUGCCCUGUGGCCACGGUCUCCCAGCAAUGGUGACCGAAAACUGCGGCUGAGAGUCCCCGAGCAGUCGGGCAUGACUGCCCCAUUCUCCAUUGGCACGGUGCACACGACUCUGCUCAGGAUUAACAACAAGUAUGGAGGUGUCAAUGUGGAUGUCCAGAUCACAGAGGGUGCGGCGUAUGUGAAGUUUACACCAUAUGAACCAGGAAUGGCACCAGCACUCAUCAUAAACCAUACUCGUGAACCAAUAAAGUUCACCGAGAAGGGAUGUAAGGAGAGCAGGACAUUGAAGCCACAUGAACAAGUGAUGUUUACCUGGGAGGAUCCAGCCGGAGCUAGAGAGUUGCAGUGGACUUCACCCAAAAAGAAAGAAAUAUCAGUUGAUCUACGUAAGGAUGCAGUUGACAGGACGCAGUUGACAGACAAUACAGAACUGUGGUGGGUUUCCUUUUUGGACGGCUUGCAGCGCAUUCUUCUCUUCACGGAAGACAUGGCGAUAGUGACUGCGUGCCAAGCCGCUGGGGACCUGGAGCCAUUUGACAGAGACAUCAAGCUGUCAGUACACGGUGUCGGACUGUCCCUGGUGAACAACGUUGCUCGUACAGAGGUCAUGUACCUUGGAAUCGCAAGCUCUGGUAUCAUCUGGGAGACGUGCAAAUGGAACGGCAGGCGCUUCAAGCCACUGAGUGUGCGGGACGGGGCGUCGCUGGAGCUGGCGUACCAGCGCCACCUGCAGGAGGCGGCCGUGGGGCAGCAGCCGCCCACCUCGGUCCUGGUCGACGGCAAGGUCGAGGUGGACUUCAAGGCGGAGGAGAUGAUACGGCCGAGCCGGCGCAGGCUGCGCCGCAACUACCACACGGGCCUGUGGAUGCAGCUGCGCACGUCGCCGCACCAGACGCAGCUGCACGCCAAGAUCAACCGCCUGCAGAUCGACAACCAGAUGUUCGACUGCAUGUUCCCCGUCGUGCUGGCGCCCGUGCCGCCACCCAGGAGUGUCGCUGCCGACAACGCGCUGAAGCCCUUCGCGGAGGUGAGCAUUGUGCAGAGGAUAAUGGAGCACAGCCCUGUGCAGCAGUUCAAGUACUUCAAGGUGCUUAUCCAGGAGUUCCACAUAAAGCUCGACUUGGGCUUCAUCAACAGCCUCAUCCAGCUGUUCAUGGCAGACGAACUCAGUGACGCGCAGGAGGCAGAACAGUUUGCAGCCGACUUAAAGGUGGUCGAGGAGCCUCUCCAGAGUCACGUGUCGAUGCAGUCUUCACAGGAGCAGAAGAACUUUUACGAUCUCCUGCACUUCUCACCGCUUAAGGUUCACCUGAGCUUUUCUCUGAGUGGAGGCGACUCGGGCUCGAACCAGCUGACACAGACGCCGCUGUUCCUGAACGUGCUGCUGCAGAGCUUGGGUGUGACGGUGACAGACAUGCAGGACGUCAUCUUCAAGCUGGCCUACUUCGAGCGGCAGUACACAUUCCUGACGCAGUGGCAACUGGUGUCGGAGGCGAUGUCACACUACGUGGGGCAGACAUUGAAACAGAUAUACGUGCUGGUGCUUGGGCUGGACGUGCUGGGAAACCUGUACGGCCUCGUUGUGGGGCUCACACAGGGUGUGGAGGACCUCUUCUACAAGCCCUUCCAGGGAGCCAUCGAAGGUCCAGGGGAGUUUGCCGAGGGUCUGGUUUUGGGUGUGCGCAGCCUGUUCGGACACACGGUUGGCGGGGCUGCAGGUGCCAUCUCCCGUAUCACUGGUGCCAUGGGGAAAGGCCUAGCAGCACUAACGUUCGACAAGGAGUACCAGCGCAAGAGGCGGUGUAGUUGA